AUGAACAUACUUCACGACCUUGACAAGAAAGGACAUCGUCUUACUGAAACAUCCUUUUGGGUCCGUGAUGGUGCAGGGACGUUGGUUAGGAACUUCACUGGCGUUGAGGUAGUCCACGCUACACCUUACAAAUACCUUUUCAAUACCGACCAGGGUAUAACAGAAGCUAUCUUUGAAAAACAUCUGAUAUCCAAGGGGCAGAAGGUGCAGCGUUUCAUGGAAUUGCUUCAUUAUGAAUACAAUCCAGACGAGCCUGAAUGGCCGCUUACGGCAUACAUUAAAAAUAAUGCCAGCGGGGCCAUCGAAGCUUGGCAGACGAAGUAUAUCUUGGGUUCUGAUGGGGCACGAAGUGCCACACGCCGAGCAUCGGGUAUACAAUCAUCCUCGCAGGGUGGUGAAGACGUUUGGGCUGUGGCAGACGUUUAUGUUGACACGAACUUCCCCGACUACAGGCGACGUUGCGCCAUUCGAACCCCAGACGGCGGCUGUAUGCUGAUUCCUCGCAAGGAUGAGGGGCUCCGAAUUUUCCUUCAAGUGGAUGAAAAGAAUCAGGAGAGCCUCGACGCAAGCAAAUCUCAUGUACAAGAUCUUCUCUCUGACAACAGCGCUUUCAAACUCACCAAGACGGUCCAAUCGCACAUCAGCAAAGUAAUUCAUCCUUACCAAAUGAAUAUCACAGAUAUUGUCUGGAUUAGCCAAUAUCGAGUUGCGCAACGUCUCGUUCAUAGUUUUUGUGACCCGACAACCCAACGGGUUUUCCUUCUUGGAGACGCAUGUCAUACACAUAGCCCCAAGGCAGGACAGGGAAUGAACGUCAGCAUUUCUGACUCAUAUAACCUCACGUGGAAACUUGCACUUGUUUUGAAAGGUUUCGCGAAUGCAUCCUUGCUCGACACAUACGAACAAGAGAGACUUUGGGUUGCGCAACAGCUUAUCGAGUUCGAUGCCCUGUUUGCCCGUCAAUUCGGACAGAAAGAUAAGCUUGAAAGCCAAAAUCUCCGUGAAACAUGGGAAAUGGGACAUGGUUUCACCAGUGGUUGUGGCUAUAAAUACCCUCCAAACUCGCUGGUUAAUCCGGUCGUCCGAACGCCAAUCAGCAAUAAGGCAAUAGAACCUCUCGUGCCGGGCAAGCGUCUUCUACCCAUUGAUCUUAUUCGACACAUCGACGGCAAUCAUGUUCACCUGCUUGACAUUAUGCCGUCCAAUGGCAGAUUUCAUCUCUUCAUUUUUGCAGGUAACCUUCUUCUUUCGCCGACUGUUCAGAAGCUCGGAGAGUCAUUGGAUUCUCCUCAGUCUCCAAUGAGUCUCUUCAACCUCCUACCAUUGGAACUUAUGCAGCGUUUCCACCAUGAAGACAUUACCACGGACCCAGUUUCUUCCACCAACAGGUCCUAUGUUCUUGACCUUUUCCUAGUUCAUUCACAUAAUCAUCUCGAUAUUCCAUUGGGAAAUCUUCCGCCUCCAUUUUCCACCAAAUGGCCGAUGCAGAUAUAUUCUGACAGUGUUGGUGCCGCCCAAAGUCAGCUGGGCGUUCCUGAAAAUUUGGGUGCCUUGGCUGUGGUGAGACCAGAUGGUUAUAUUGGUCUUGUCACUGGUUUGGACAACCUGGAAGACGUAACUUCUUACUUCGACGGUUUCAUGUCUAGGCGCAUUUAG
Penicillium griseofulvum is the source of this 1656-nucleotide messenger RNA. Its product is annotated as Monooxygenase, FAD-binding. The transcript has 2 exons. Gene Ontology annotation, molecular function: FAD binding. The record is from RefSeq and is a predicted model, not a curated record. The coding region runs from base 1 to 1656 and encodes 551 amino acids. NCBI's taxonomy places the organism in Eukaryota, Fungi, Ascomycota, Eurotiomycetes, Eurotiales, Aspergillaceae.